Vitrella brassicaformis is the source of this 1092-nucleotide messenger RNA. Lineage: Eukaryota; Vitrellaceae. The record is from the annotation of a GenBank genome assembly.
CUUGUUUCAGCCACAGAUCCUCCAAUUCUUUUUCUUUUCGGCUCUCAUAGUCUGGUAUUGUGCGCAUCAUCUCCCUCCCAACUCGUCCGGACGUCAUCGGGCACUUUUUUUCUCAACCGCCAACCGCCAUGCCCCCCAACACCGGCAUCCCCCAACAUCGGCGGGCAGAGUGCUGACUGCCUUGGGAAGGGAGAUUCACGGCCUCUUAUCGCCCCUAUAUGCGAAGGACAUCAGCAGCAUCAGCCAGCAAUCCCGUGCAGCCAUCAACAACCUUGAGGAAGAUCCCGCCUUCUUCGACACAAGACCUGCUCACCCAUCCUGACCUCCCCUUCACACCGACAGCCGAGAAGAAGCACAUCCUCUUCGGCGAGGCUGCGCUCUCAGUGCUGGGCCUCGCGGGGAAGCUGGAGACUCACCUUCGAAGCCGCCCUCGAAACAGUCAGGCACUGACUGAACAGAAGAAGGAAGGUAGACCAGACCAGACACCGAUGUGUGUGUGUGUGUGUGUAUGUGUUACUUACAGGGAAAUCAGCGAGAAGUUGCUCAUCCCAGGUGUCUUCACGCUCGACAAACAAGGGGGGCACCAGUUCAAGGGAGGCGCAGUCAUAAUGAGAAUGCGUUCGUUUCUCGCGUUCAUCGCUGGCUACAUUUUACAUCUGCUGUUUCCUCUGGCAUCCACUCCGUUUCUUUCCGCACUUUGACACAUGCAUGUGUCUCCACUUCGAAUGCAAGUACAGUGCACACGCGCACACACACACACAACGCACAUGCAUUGCGUCCGUGCACAGAGAGCGGUCGUGUGUUGGUUGUCUUCUCUAUGGAAGACAUCCCUCCAAAGGCCUGCCUACUUACUGUCUGUGGUGUCUACUUACUUUGCUGUGUGUGUCUCUGCCAUCGUCAGAUAAAUUGGGCUGGCACUGUGUGGUGCGUGUGUGUGUGUGUGUUGGGGGCGUGCGAGGGGGGGUACUGUGUGCAGCUCGUCUUCGUGUGUCGAUGCAAUCGAUGUAUGCUGGAUUAACAUGUCCGUCGGUCGGCGGCGUGAGACACACAUGAAUAGACAUAACCGAGUGAUUUUUGAAGGUGUGUUUGGGC